AUCUCUCUGCAACCCUUCUUAAUUUCUCUCCAAAGCUUUCCUUGUUUGUUGGUCGUCUCAUUUCUCUACUAUCGGGUUUACAAUGGCCGGAAAAGGUGAAGGUCCUGCUAUCGGAAUCGAUCUCGGAACAACCUACUCUUGCGUCGGCGUCUGGCAGCACGACCGUGUGGAAAUCGUAGCGAAUGAUCAGGGCAACAGGACGACGCCAUCGUACGUGGCCUUCACUGAUACCGAACGCUUGAUCGGCGACGCCGCCAAGAACCAGGUCGCCAUGAACCCUACCAACACUGUCUUCGAUGCAAAGAGGUUGAUUGGGAGGAGAUUCAGUGACCCUUCUGUACAGAGUGACAUGAAGUUGUGGCCGUUCAAGGUGGUCGCCGGUGCUGGAGACAAACCAAUGAUCGCCGUAACAUACAAAGGGGAAGACAAACAAUUUGCUGCAGAGGAAAUCUCCUCUAUGGUUUUGAUAAAGAUGAAAGAGACAGCAGAGGCAUAUCUGGGUUCAACCAUCAAGAAUGCUGUUGUCACCGUUCCGGCAUACUUCAACGACUCACAGCGGCAAGCCACCAAGGACGCUGGAGUCAUCUCCGGUCUCAAUGUCAUGCGAAUCAUUAACGAACCAACAGCUGCAGCCAUUGCAUACGGCCUGGAUAAGAAAGCCGUUAGUGUUGGGGAAAAGAAUGUCCUCAUCUUUGAUCUUGGCGGUGGUACUUUUGAUGUCUCUCUCCUUACCAUCGAGGAAGGUAUAUUUGAGGUGAAGGCCACCGCUGGAGAUACCCAUCUCGGAGGAGAAGAUUUUGACAACAGGAUGGUGAACCAUUUUGUUCAGGAGUUCAAGAGGAAGAACAAGAAGGACAUUAGCGGAAGUCCUAGAGCUCUGAGGAGAUUGAGGACUUCUUGUGAGAGAGCAAAGAGGACUCUGUCCUCCACUGCUCAAACUACCAUUGAAAUUGAUUCUCUGUAUGAAGGAAUUGAUUUCUACUCCACAAUUACUCGAGCUAGAUUUGAAGAGUUAAACAUGGAUCUAUUUAGGAAAUGUAUGGAGCCGGUGGAGAAAUGUUUGAGGGAUGCUAAGAUGGACAAGAGCACAAUCCAUGAUGUCGUUCUUGUUGGUGGGUCAACUAGAAUCCCCAAGGUGCAGCAGCUGUUGCAGGAUUUCUUCAACGGGAAGGAGCUCUGUAAGAGCAUCAACCCCGAUGAGGCUGUUGCCUAUGGGGCAGCCGUGCAAGCCGCCAUUUUGAGCGGCGAAGGCAACGAGAAAGUUCAAGACCUUCUGCUCUUGGAUGUCACCCCUCUUUCACUUGGCCUGGAAACUGCCGGAGGAGUCAUGACUGUUCUAAUUCCGAGAAACACCACCAUUCCGACCAAAAAAGAACAGGUUUUCUCUACCUAUUCCGAUAAUCAACCUGGGGUUCUUAUUCAGGUCUAUGAAGGCGAGAGAACCAGAACCAAAGACAAUAACUUGCUCGGAAAAUUCGAGCUAUCCGGAAUUCCCCCUGCUCCAAGAGGGGUUCCUCAGAUCAGCGUCUGCUUCGACAUCGAUGCCAAUGGUAUUUUAAAUGUAUCUGCGGAGGACAAAACAACAGGACAAAAGAACAAAAUUACCAUCACCAACGACAAGGGUAGGCUUUCGAAGGAUGAAAUUGAGAAGAUGGUGCAGGAAGCAGAGAAGUACAAGGCAGACGACGAGGAGCACAAGAGGAAAGUGGAGGCAAAGAAUGCGUUGGAGAAUUACGCGUAUAACAUGAGGAACACAGUGAGUGAUGAGAAGAUCGGCUCUAAACUCAGUCCGGAAGACAAGAAGAAGAUUGAGGAUGCGGUAGAGCAGGCAAUCCAGUGGCUCGACAGCAACCAACUGGCUGAAGCGGACGAGUUUGACGACAAGAUGAAGGAGCUCGAAAGCAUCUGCAAUCCUAUCAUCGCGAAAAUGUACCAGGGCGCGGACGCAGAUAUGGGCGGUGGCGCACCUCCCACCGGAGGAAGUGAAGCUGGGCCCAAGAUUGAGGAGGUUGAUUAGAAAAUAUGAGUUUUGUGGGUAAUAUUUUAUUUUUUUUUCCUCGUUAUUUCUUUCCAAAUUUAUUUUUUUUCGGUAAAUAGGGGAAUACAGCUGAAUUUUGUGAGAAAUUGAUAAUGUGGAUCUUCAUAAGCUGAAUAAGUAGAUUUUGGGCGAGUUUUUAUUUUAUUUGAGAUUUUAAAUACCCUUUUUAUUUUAUAUUCCCAUUUGUUAAUUUUUUUUUAAAGUUAUAUAAUAAAAAAUAACUUUUCUU
Rubroshorea leprosula is the source of this 2267-nucleotide messenger RNA. The record is from the annotation of a GenBank genome assembly. Lineage: Eukaryota; Viridiplantae; Streptophyta; Magnoliopsida; Malvales; Dipterocarpaceae.